AUGGCCGGAGAGAAGCUCAAUGUCGCCGUUGCUGGCCUUGGCCGCAUGGGAUUGCGCCAUGCCAGACACUUUGCAACCCUUACCCCCAAAGCCAACCUCAUUGCCGUCAGCUCACCGGUUCAGGCGGAGCUUGAUGCCGCCGUCGCCGAGUUUGGCCCUCUGAGAACCUACCUCGACUACGAUGAGAUGCUUCGCAAGGAGUCGACCCUGCAGGCUGUCAUUGUCGCCAGCGCAACCACUGUACACGCCGAGCAGGCCAUCAAGGCUAUUGAGAAGGGCCUGCAUGUCCUGUGCGAGAAGCCCCUCAGCACCAACGUCGAUAUCUCACAAUCCGUCGUUACCGCCUACGAGAAGUCCCUCCUUAAGAACCCCAACCAGAAGGUGAUUUGCGGUUUCUCUCGCAGAUUCGAUGCUUCCUACCGCGACGCCUACCAGAGAGUUGCACGGGGUGACAUUGGUGCCCCUUCCGUCUUCCGCUCCCAGACCUGUGAUAAGCUCGACCCCUCAGGCUUCUUCGUCGACUACGCCGAGUUCAGCGGUGGCAUCUUUGUCGACUGCUCCAUCCACGACAUUGACUUGGCUCUGUGGUUCUUUGGCGAGGACAGCGUCGUCAAGAGCGUGGCCGCCAUUGGCAUUACUGCCGUGCAGGAGGGUCUGAGAAAGCACAACGACAGAGACAAUGCUGUCGCAAUUGUUGAGUUCUACGGCGGUAAGAUCGCGCAGCUCUUUUGCUCCCGCAUGAUGGCCGCUGGGCAGGAGGACACGACCGAGAUCUUCGGUACCAAUGGCAAGGUGGCCGUCAACACACAGCCCCAGCUGAACCUGGUCAACCUGUACGAGCCGACGGGCAUUCGCCGCGAGAUCCCUCCCGACUACUACGGCCGCUUCCGCGAGGCCUUCAUCACCGAGGCCAACGAGUUCACGGCGUGCUGCCUGAACAACACGGAGCCUCCCAUGAAGCUCGUCGGCGCCGUGAACGCCGUCAAGAUUGGCUGCGCGCUGCAGGAGAGCUUGAUCACAGGCAAGAAGAUUGAGUUUGACGAGACAGGAAAGCGCAUUGAGGCUGCUCGCCUAUAA
Colletotrichum truncatum is the source of this 1077-nucleotide messenger RNA. Its product is annotated as NAD binding rossmann fold-containing protein. The record is from RefSeq and is a predicted model, not a curated record. Gene Ontology annotation, cellular component: cytoplasm. Gene Ontology annotation, biological process: NADPH regeneration. Gene Ontology annotation, molecular function: oxidoreductase activity; nucleotide binding. NCBI's taxonomy places the organism in Eukaryota, Fungi, Ascomycota, Sordariomycetes, Glomerellales, Glomerellaceae.